Molecule: messenger RNA, 732 nt
Organism: Heterobasidion irregulare TC 32-1
Lineage: Eukaryota; Fungi; Basidiomycota; Agaricomycetes; Russulales; Bondarzewiaceae
Gene: GST15
Product: glutathione S-transferase
Exons: 2
Source: RefSeq, a predicted model, not a curated record
AUGUCGAGCACCAUUAUUCUGUACGAUAUCCCCUCGAAUACUCCCACCAAAGCGUGGUCUCCGAAUCCAUGGAAAGCGAGACUCGCGCUCAACAUGAAGGCUCUCUCGUACAAGACCGUAUGGGUGGAGUACCCCGACAUCGCGGCCGUCUGCAAGAAAAUCGGCGCAGAGCCCACGGGUACCAGGAACGGCAAGCCGCUAUACACGCUGCCGGUCAUACAGGACCUCGCGACCGGCACCGUCGUCUCUGACUCGUUCAAGAUCGCGCAGUACCUGGACGCCACAUACCCGAGUACGCCGUUCACCCUCGUCCCCGCGGGCACGAAGGCCUUCCACGCGAUGUUCCUCGACGUCUGGGCCCAAAAGAUUAGCUCCAAAAUUGAUCCCCUCCUCGGGCUGCCUAGCAAUCUCACGCUCAACCCUCGCAGCGCGGAGUAUUUCCGACCCAUGCGUGAGGCCAUGAUUGGGAUGACGCUCGAGCACUAUACGCCGCAGGGUGAGGCUCGGGCCGCGCUAUGGAGCACGGCGCGGCAAGGGCUUGCGGAGAUUGACGGGUGGUUGAAGGAGAAUGGUAAAGGAACCGUGUUCUUCAUGGGCGGCACACCCUCUUUUGCGGAUGUUGCCGUCUACUCGAGCAUCUCAUGGCUCGAGGACAUGUUGGGGAUCGGUUCCAAAGAGUGGAUGGACCUGAUGGCCGCGGACGAGGGGAGGUGGGCAAAGCUGGUGGAGGUU